Messenger RNA from Oryza brachyantha (malo sina), 918 nucleotides. RefSeq lists its product as uncharacterized. The record is from RefSeq and is a predicted model, not a curated record. The transcript has a single exon. Lineage: Eukaryota; Viridiplantae; Streptophyta; Magnoliopsida; Poales; Poaceae. The coding region runs from base 96 to 632 and encodes 178 amino acids.
CUUCUCGCGGCUCAACGACGACGCUGUCUUCUUGGUCUUGCUUGUGGGCUCGUGGCCUCGCCGUUGCCGGUUUCUGUUGGUUUCUUUGGAGCGGCAUGGGCAACUACCUCUCGUGCACGCUGGCCAAGGUGCCCGGCGGGAAGGGGGCGAGGGUCAUACUGCCGGACGGCGGCGUGCGGCAGGUGGCGCUGCCGGCGACGGCGGCCGAGCUGAUGAUGGACGCGCCGGGGCACUUCCUGGCGGACGCGCGCGCGGCGCGCGUCGGGGUGCGGCUCGCCGCGCUGUCGGCCGACGAGGACCUCGAGCUCGGCGCCGUCUACGCCACGUUCCCGAUGAAGCGCCUCGGCACGCCGCUCGCCGCCGCGGACAUGGCGCGCCUGGCGGCCGCGGCCACUAGAGAGGCCCGGCGCUCCGCGAAGGUGGCCGCGGCGGUCGUGACGCCGCCACAGGCGACGGCGGCAGCUGCCGUCGUCGUGGCGGAGGACGCGCCGAGGCUGCGGCUCGAUGAGCUGGUCGACGACGAGGCGGUCGCCGCCGACAUGAACGUGUUCAAGCACCGGCUGAGCAGCGCGCGGUCACGAAGGCCGACAUUGGAGACCAUCGAAGAAGAGAACUACAUAUCAAGAAACUAAAAUUAAUACAGAUAGUAGCUCUUUUUUUUUUCUCUUUUAUAUGUGAUAUUCUUUCUAUUAUCUUUUCUGAGAUCUGAAUUAGAAAAGAUAUGUAAUGAGAAGGAGAAACAUGUACAGUGAAUUUUUGUGAAGAAAUCAAGAACAAUAGAUCAGGAUUGUCAUCUGUUGAGUUGUCUCGUCGCUGAAAAACGCGUAAAUAAAACCAGAUGAAAAUGAUUUCAGUUUUCACUCAAUCAUGUAAGCAACUGUAAUUAAUGAACUCUAUCCAAAAUGACUUAAAAAGGAU